AUGUGCAUAUUAAACAGUUUAAAGAAAUAUAAAAAGUAGAUACAAAUCCUAUAAUUUGAAGGAGGACUUAAAUUAGGGAUAAUGAAGAAUUAUACAGCAACUAAUAAAAUUUUACUGUAGUUUUUUUUUAAAUGUUUACAGUAAUGGAACUUUUCAUUUGUGGCCCUUAUUAUUUUUUUGAUGGAAUAAUUUAAGAGUACAAAAGAAUGA
This is a messenger RNA of Paramecium sonneborni, 210 nucleotides long. Lineage: Eukaryota; Ciliophora; Oligohymenophorea; Peniculida; Parameciidae. The record is from the annotation of a GenBank genome assembly.